This is a messenger RNA of Zingiber officinale, 1133 nucleotides long. RefSeq names its product probable cytokinin riboside 5'-monophosphate phosphoribohydrolase LOG4. Gene Ontology annotation, cellular component: cytosol; nucleus. The record is from RefSeq and is a predicted model, not a curated record. Lineage: Eukaryota; Viridiplantae; Streptophyta; Magnoliopsida; Zingiberales; Zingiberaceae. Bases 156 to 818 code for a protein of 220 amino acids. The transcript has 6 exons. Gene Ontology annotation, molecular function: hydrolase activity, hydrolyzing N-glycosyl compounds. Gene Ontology annotation, biological process: cytokinin biosynthetic process.
GGGAGAGGAUUCAUGCUGCCUUGGCCCCCCAAUACCAAGUACUAGUUGCUUGUUGGCCAUAAAGAUGUGGGCUACCUCUUUUGAGAUAGAUUGAUUGCUUUCUUGCUUGCUUGAAUCAUUCCUCUUCUCUAGAUUUAGCUUCUCUCUCUGAGUCUAUGUGCUCCAUUCUCAAGGGGAUGGAAGAAAACCUGGUGAAUGCAGCGGAGACCGGGAGCCGAGAAUGGUUUAAGAGGAUAUGUGUCUUUUGCGGAAGCAGGUCAGGUAACAGGACUUCAUUCAGUGAAGCAGCUCUUGACCUGGGGAAGAAACUGGCAGAGAGAAAGAUAGACCUGGUGUACGGUGGUGGAAGUGUUGGUCUGAUGGGUCUAAUAUCUAAAGCAGUCUAUGAUGGUGGUUGCCAUGUUCUUGGGGUCAUUCCAACAGCCCUUCUGCCAAGUGAGAUAUUAGGAGAAAGCAUCGGCGAGGUGAAAAGAGUUGCAGACAUGCACGAGAGGAAGUCAGAAAUGGCUAAGAAUGCAGAUGCCUUCAUUGCUCUUCCAGGUGGCUAUGGAACCAUGGAGGAGCUUCUUGAGAUAAUAGCUUGGUCUCAGCUUGGCAUCCACCACAAACCAGUUGGGAUUCUGAAUGUGGACGGUUACUACAACGAUUUGAUCCAACUGUUUGACAAAGGAGUGAGAGAAGGGUUCAUCGAGGACUCUGCGAGUCACAUUGUCAUUUCGGCAGACAAUGCGGAAGAACUUCUAAGGAAAAUGGAGGCCAAGGCCAAGGCCGGAGAGGAGAGGAGGAGAGAAGCCAACAAGAAAAGGAGAAGCAGCUAGCUGAUAGGAAUAAUUAAUUAAUAGGAUUGGUGAAAUAAAUGUGUCGAUAUCUAACAUUUUAGGGAGUAUUUUACUUCUGUGCAAUAGCUUCAAUUCGGUGAGUUGCUGCAUUAUUGGGUGAAGAACAGGAACAAAAAGCUAAGCAGGGGAUUGGUGAUAAAUGUUUCUUGUUGUUUCCGCUGCUACUUGCAGCAGCAUACGCCACAGCAGUAGCAAAGAGAAGAUGUGGACCAAUAUGCUUUCUUAUCUUAGUUCAACACACUCUGUAUUAUUAUUAUCUACAUUUAUCAUAAAAAUUCUGUCACCCCCUGUCAA